AUGUCGACUCUUGCGUUGAUUAGCGCGGUGACGAUUGUGGCGGUCUUGAGUACUGCGUACUACAGGCUGUAUUUGCAUCCGUUGGCCAAGUUUCCAGGACCAGUGUGGGCUCGACUUACGACAUUCCCGUCGUACUGGYAUACACUCAAAGGAGAUCGCCACGUCUGGCUCUGGACYUUGMAGCAGGAAUAUGGUUCGACAUUCCGGUACAGGCCAGACGCAGUCUUGAUCAACACUCCAACAGGGUACCGCACCAUUUUCGGACCCAAGGGUAAUGUCAGGAAAAGCGACUACUACCGUGUGUGGCCGAAGAACUCAUCCGUUUCCAACACCUGGAAUGCCACCGAUGUGCACACUCACGCGCCAAAGAGGAGAGUUAUGAAUCAUGCUUUCUCCGACAAAGCUCUCAGAUCCGCGGAGCCAUACGUCCAGACCAAUACCGAUCGCUGGUGCGAGCUUAUUGCAGAGCGAAUCAACAAGGGUGAAGAGUGGGGACCAACUCUGAACAUGGCACACGAGAUCAACCAUUUGGUCUUUGAUAUCCUUGGUGACCUCUGUUUUGGCAAGUCCUUCAAGAUGAUGGAGCCAAAUAGUAAAACGCGCCACAUUCCAGAAUUGCUUGCCGACUUCCUGGUCCUUAUGCAUCCGAUCGCUUUCUCUCCACUUGCAGACUGGUGGGUGUGGCUCAAGCCACGGGGACUUGACCGACUCAUCACAAUGGCCGCACCACCAGCUAUGGCCAAGUGGGAGGGAUUCGUCGGAAAGUGUCUGAGCGACCGUACGCAAGUCGAGCAGGAGAUCAAAGCUAGCCAGAAACCCGAGUCUGAAGUACGCAAAGACUUCUUCUACUACCUUAUCGAUGCCAAGGAUCCAGAGACUGGAAAAGGAUAUGACCAAGCAGAGCUUUACAACGAGUGCGAGCUACUCAYUAUUGCGGGCUCGGAUACCACAUCCAUCGUCAUGUCGGCUAUGAUGUUCUACCUGUCCCGCAACCCAGCAAUCCAGGCUCGGUUGGCCGAAGAGAUCUCGUCCAAGUUUGCGUCAAUUGAGGACAUUCAAUCCGGACCCAAACUUCAAGAGUGUAAAUACUUGAAGGCCUUCAUUCAAGAAGCCUGCCGAAUGACACCUCCUGUUCUCGCAGAGCCAGCACGCCAAGUCCGCCCAGGUGGUACAGUAGUGGACGGACACUUCUUCCCCGAAGGUACACAGCUGAGCACGGGACUUUACUGCCUCAGCUACAAUGAGGAAGUCUACCCAGAACCGUUCCAAUUCCAGCCAGAGCGAUGGAUUCUCGGUGAGGGUGCCACUGCCGAGAGCCUGGCAUUGGCGGAGAAUGGGUUCUGCGCUUUCCUCACUGGCUCCAGGGGCUGCAUUGGCAAGAAUCUGGCAUGGCUGGAGAUGAUGCUUGUCAUGUCGAAGCUGGUGUGGAACUUUGAGCUUCGACAAGACGCCGAGGACCAGACCGGAGCGGGCAGUGUGAAUGGUCCUGUUGGAAGGCGGGAGCCAGAGCAAUUCCAGUUGAAGGACGCAUAUGUUGCGAUGCGUGAUGGACCGAUGGUUCAAUUCAAGAGACGAGCACAUUGA
Ramularia collo-cygni is the source of this 1584-nucleotide messenger RNA. Its product is annotated as related to benzoate-para-hydroxylase (cytochrome P450). The transcript is spliced from 3 exons. The coding region runs from base 1 to 1584 and encodes 527 amino acids. NCBI's taxonomy places the organism in Eukaryota, Fungi, Ascomycota, Dothideomycetes, Mycosphaerellales, Mycosphaerellaceae. Gene Ontology annotation, molecular function: oxidoreductase activity, acting on paired donors, with incorporation or reduction of molecular oxygen; iron ion binding; heme binding. The record is from RefSeq and is a predicted model, not a curated record.